AUGCAACAAAGAAAACGAAUUCAAAUACCUAUUCCGAGAGAGGCUCAACUUAAAUAUAUGCAGAAUAAAAGACAAAUGAAAGAUAUUGAAACUUUCCAAGUUACUGCUCUUCUAACAUUAUUAUCUCCAUAUUGUGGAUUUGUUCUUGAAUAUCCAAGAAAACAAACAAUAGUUACUGCAACUUUACCGUUAGUUCAAUCACUUGUUUUUCCAAAUGAAACAAUUAACUUAGGAGAAUUAGCAGAAAAUGUAUGUCGUCCAGCCUUCGAAUUGAAUUUGAAGAAAGGAAUGAAACGAGAUAGUGCUAUUAGAAGAUAUGAAAAAAAUCGAAGAACGUUUAUCCAUAACUUCCUGUUUGAUAUUCUCUUAGAAAAGUCAUACUUUUUUAAUUCUAAACUCUCAAGAAAAACAAUGAAAACUUUUAGAUUUGAACGAAUUGAAACAAUAUUUUUCGAACAAAAACCAAUUCUCAACUUUGAAGAAAUGAUUAUUCUUGGUAAAAAUGCUAUGUCUUUUUUUGCUAAUUCGUUUAAUGAAGAAAGAAGUAUUUAUAUAGACCAAAAUAAUACAACAUUAUUAUCUUUACAUCCCCUUUUCAACACCACUUGUUCAUUACAUAAUUAA
Molecule: messenger RNA, 624 nt
Organism: Entamoeba dispar SAW760
Lineage: Eukaryota; Evosea; Mastigamoebida; Endamoebidae
Exons: 1
Coding region: 1-624 (207 amino acids)
Source: RefSeq, a predicted model, not a curated record